Molecule: messenger RNA, 5764 nt
Organism: Linum tenue
Lineage: Eukaryota; Viridiplantae; Streptophyta; Magnoliopsida; Malpighiales; Linaceae
Source: the annotation of a GenBank genome assembly
UUGAUAUAUCCUCAAGCAGACGCGCUUGAAUGGCUCGAAGCCAACUCUAAUUUUCACGAAGAAGACGAGGUUCGACCUACCUUCGAAUCUGACGAAGAACCACCGCAAUCAUCCCUGGUUCCCCGACGAAUCCGGCUGAUUCGAACUCCGGUCAGAAGCGUCACCGUUCGGCAGUAUGACGAGGAGGAGAUUAUUGUGUCAAAAUACAUAUCUAAGAUUGAUGGCAACUUUAUUCCUGUGACUGCCCCCGGAGGCGACAAUAGGGUUUAUGCGAAGUUAUGUGCAGUAGAAAUGGAAGUGGCAUCUAAGCAAUUGAACUGCAAAUCACAAUCAGGCGGUCUAUUAAUCGAACCUAUCAACGUUCUUUUCGAGAAGGCUGAUCAAUUGGCCGUCAACAAGGAUGAUGCUGUUCUGCCUCAAACAGGUGUUGUUCCUGGAAAGAUUUGGGUUGAUAAGUAUGCUCCUAAUUCGUUCACGGAGCUACUGAGUGACGAGCAGACAAACCGAGAGGACUUAACGGCCAAGAAAUUGAGGCCAAGCGGUACUCCAGAACAAAAGGUUAGAAGGAGGGCUUACUUAGGCAAGGAUAUGUGACUUGGAAAGACUACACUUGCACAUGUACCGGCUAAACAUUGUGGGUACAGAGUUGUCGAGAUAAAUGCCAGUGAUGAUCGGUCAUCCUCUAGUGUUGAAGCUAAAAUCCUUGAUGUUGUUCAGAUGAACUCUGCGACAGCAGACUCAAGGCCCAAGUGUUUGGUGAUUGAUAAGAUAGAUGGUGCUCUUGGCGAUGGCAGAGGUGCUGUGGAUGUCAUUCUCAAGAUGUUACAGUAUGUUCCUUUUGGGUUUUUGAGGAGCUGCAAUUGGCAUGCAGGUUGCUUCUUACAUUCUGUUUUCAUAUUUCUCAUUUCUGUAGUUUAUCAGGCUCCUCUAACCGUAUUGUGGCUCAAGUCCAAAGACCAAAUAUUGACUGGCCAAAAUCUUAUCAAAGGUCUAUGUCCUGGUUUAUCUCUGAAUCAGAUAAGGUCUAAUGUUACACCUUUCAGCUUUUCACUAGUAAUCAAUUUUGUAAAACUUCAGGCAUCGAACAAUGUUGACAGAGAAACUAGAACUGUUGAGGGCUUGGAAGAGCAAAAUUCCAUCAUAUAUACCGCGGCAUUAUCAACAAAGUCAUUUUCUGAAGAUUCGAUUUCGUCCAUGUUGCAUAUUCUAUCACCCUCAACUAUAAGAUCGGUACCAAUGCGCUUAUUAUCCGAAAAAGAAAAGAAUGAUAUGGACCAGUUAGUUAGCAAGAUGGUGUCUUACUCUGUCACGUAUAAGAAUGCGAGGCCCAAUCUUCACUCCACUAAGCCAGUGCAAGAAGCAGCGGCAGAUUCAUCCACGCUUUCUUUUGAUCCUCCCAUUACAGAGUUCAUCAAUUUCAAGGGCUGUGCAUAUGCUCAUAAUACACUUCCCCUGGCCUUGAAGCAAGUUUUGGUUCACGAGGUUGAGAAGCGAAGGAUUUUGCUAGUCAGCAAAUCCACACAUGACACUGAAGUGUGCAAUGAAGCAAACCUCGAUUUGAGAGAAAGAGGGAACCAUAAAGAACCAUCCAGCAGUGUGAAACACAUAGGAGCUUUUGCUGCCAAUAGAGAAAAGGGGAAGAAAGGAGUAAGCAUCCCGAGUUCAUUGGCGAUAUCGUCAAGUGUGGAAGCAAGUGAGAGUUCUGUGUCUAACGCAAAGCUAAAUAGUUGUGAGGACACUAAGAAAAGUUCGAGCAGCGCUGCCAACUUCUUUGACAGGUUCAGGAAAGUAGGUAGCAGAGGUUUUCUGAAAGCCGAGACUGUGGACUGCAAGGUCACUACAUUGGAAAGAGAUUCACGGCCUGUCCUAUUUAAGUACAACGAGGGAUUCACCAAUGCUGUUAAAAGGCCAGUGAAAAUGCGGGAGUUUCUGAGUUGAUUCAAUCAUUGUGCUAGUGCUUAGAGGUAAUAGUAACUUGGGCGUCCAGUCAUGCGUUAGAAAAUACUUGAUAUCUUUGAAAUGAUCCUUUUCCUCAUCAUAUAUGGUUAAAUUAAGUGUUUGUCUUUCUGUUGAUAUUAUGAGGAAGAAGUAUUCUACUCCCUUUCAUUACCUGGUUAGGGCCUUGUAACUAGAAGAGUUCAAACUCUCUGUAGCUAUUAACAUCGAGUAAAUUCUCUAUGCAUUGAUUGUACAUCUGUUACAGUAUGUCCAUGAAACAAUAUAUUGACAGCCACCGAAAGAGGUGGAGGAAAGGUCAAAAAGAAAGAUCCCUUGUCGUGCUAACACCGCGGCCGGGGAAGAAGAAUCUAGGAGUAUCGAUCUACAAUAAUUUUUCUUUGUGUACAGUGUUUCUCCAUGGACAGCCAAUUGGUUAUAUGGUAAUACUUCCAGUGGAGGUGCUAUCACUGGGAGGGCUGAUUGAUAACCAGAGCAAAGACAGUGUGGUGGAAAGGAUACCUGACCACACGUACACAAUGGUCGGCACCCUUCCUCUCCUUCCAAGCAACCCUUUGAUGAAAGGGUACAUGUGAGCAAUGACCCAGAAGCUGAAGAAGAGUCCUCCAAAGAGCUUCCCCCACUGAGGUAUCACGCUGUACAAGGUCCUCGACACGCCGAUCACGGCUGCAAUGAUGUUCACCACGAUGAUGGUAAGGGGCACUAUGAACAGACUGGUCCAUUUCACCACGUAGAGAUCAGCAUAAAUGUCCUCCUCGUCCUCCCCCGACGAUUUCGAGGUCAGCGUGAAGGAGAUCUCUAUCCCGGCUAUGACUUUGAGAAGGCCCUGAAUCACAGCAGCGAGAUGGGCGCUGGUCCCGCCGAUGACCCAAAACUGCUCGUUCCUCCACAGCUCCUCCAGCUCGAUCCCCGACCACUUGACUUCCAGGAGGGAGAGAAGCAUUAGUGUGACCGUGAUAACAAGGAGGUAGCAGAGGAAUGCAACGUUGAGUGACUGGACGAUGAAGCUUCCGGUGAAGAGGCACCAGGCAGGGAGGAAGCAGUAGAUCACCAAGAUCACUGACGUGAAAGGGUAGAAUCCGACGUUGAGGUAGGCGAUUCUUUGCAGGAAUUUGAGCCUCCUGCUCGCCAGCAGUGGGUUGUUUUUGGAGAAGAAGAUCUCGAUCGACCCGGUCGCCCACCGGAGCACCUGGUGGAGCCUGUCCGUGAGAUUGAUCGGUGCCGUGCCACGGAAGGCAUCGCGCUUUGUGACGCAGUAGACGGACCGCCACCCUCUGUUGUGCAUUCUGUAGCCCGUCACCACGUCCUCCGUCACCGAUCCGUAGAUCCACCCUAUCUUAUCACCCCACUCCGAGUUGUCCUCGUACCUGCAAGCGAUGACGGCAACUGCCUCGGCCACCGUUGGGGCGUCGAGAGGCGGGCGAGGGGCCAGCAAUGCGCCUGGAGGCCUGCCGUUCUUGAUGGAGAUGUGAUCGGCGAGGGGGCGGCCUUGGUACUCCGCCACGGCUAUGGACUCGUUGAACAUUUGUGAGUUCCCAAAUCCUUUGGGGAGGUUGAGGUCAGGGUGGUCUGAGGUCAGUGGGUGUGAUUCUGAAUCUUCCAAGUGUGUGGGAGCACUAGGAGCUCUGCUUUUUAUUCGACCAAAUACUCCGAGGUACUCGUUGGCUCUUGGCGGCAGGAACCCGUACAGUGCGUAUCUUCGGAACAUGCACCCGGUUCCCACGUAUACUGGACCUUGUUGACCAUCAAGCGCGCGCAUGCUUCCAUCAAAGAAGACUGUGUUGUGAUUGGCAUAUCGAUCAGAAGGAUCGAUGCCUUCAAAUCUCUGAGGAAAUUGUACGUAACAUAUUCUGUCACCGCCACGAUCCAUCAUAAAGCACAUCCCUUCUCUGAUCGCGAGGGAGUUAUAGAAAUAAUGAUCACAAUCCAAAUUCAGAAUGAAGGGUCCAUUCGAUAGUAUAGCCGAGGCCCGAACCAUGGCAUUCAUGGCUCCAGCCUUCUUGUUAUGGUCAUAGCCAGGCCUCUUCUCACGCGAGACAUAGACAAACAUCGGGAUCCUGAUAUCAACUCCGGUGAAAUCUAUCCUAUUCUCAUCCGGUCCUCCCAUCACCGGUUCCGGCUCGGGGACCCUGCUCAUCACUUGAACAAUCCCAGCAUGAUCACCUUUGGCAUGAUCUGGAGCUGACUGCCACCAUGUCCCCGGCCAAUGAGUCCCGUCAGCCAUCCACGUUGCUUUUUGGACCGUCACCCCUUCCUGUGGGAGCGUGCCGCCGUUCUUCUCCCUAGCUAUGGCCUUCUCCUUUCUCUCUUCCCUCCUAUUUAGUGCAUCACAUCGCUUACGAAUCACCUCAGGGAGGCCGUUGAUUCGUACUUUGAACUCAUCGUAUUCCCUCUUAAUCCACCGUCGAUCUCUUACGAAAUCGUGCAACUUCUUGUUCUUCGUUGGGUCUGUUUUCUGGCCGAAGUAGCUGUCUGGAUUUCUUGGUUCUAUGUUGUGCUUACGACAAAAGGGAACCCAUAUCUCAGCAAAGCGAACAGCUUCAGCCAUAGCUUCGAAGUUAAAAAUGGCACCACCGUCGUCGGAGAUGUAGGCGGCGAGCUUCUCGAUCGGGUACUCGGCCGCAAGAAUGGAGAGCAUGGUAUUGGCAGUGACCAAGGGCGGUUCCUUAUCUGGAUCAGCGGUGGAAACGAAGACAUCGACUCCGGGUAGGUCGGACCGGCCGGAAGGGUUAGACGGGGAUGGCUGUUCAAACUUGUCCUUCAAAGCGGCAAGGUCGGUGGCUCGAUUGAUGGGGUUGAAUUUAGGGAGAAUAUCGAGAAGCCAAGAGAAGGCGAACCAGAGCUCGCACACAACAGAAACGCCCCACAACCACAUGGCUUCCCUGUUGGGAUUCUGGAGACGCCAUCCCAAGAAGAAGAACAGGACCACCAAUCGGAUCACGAUCAGUAACCGGUAUGGGCUGAGAGUUCCCGGGGGGACUUUGACCUUCCUGCUCAAAGGCUUCCAGGGCUUAUCCAUGAAAUCCGACAUACUGAGCCCGAGAUCGGGUCCAUAAUGGUCGUCAGUCCAAUACGCAUUCCCUACGCCGUACGUCCCUUUGGUCUCGAAAAGCCACCUGUUGUGGUCAAAAUCGCCGGUCUGGGUUCUUAGCAGCAUGGAUUUAUUGUUGUUGGUGGACGUCAUGAUCGACAUCCGCCGAUCCAUCUUGGCUCCUCCGGGUGCGGGCCGGGUCCCAAAGCGAGAGCCCGCAUGUGGGCUUGGGCCGUCAGGUUUGUCGUCGAGUUUGGAUCCCGGUUGGUUGUCGGGUGUGGGGGGCAUCAUGACGGUGUAGUUGGUGUGGCCGCCGGAAUGGGAUGAUUCUCCGGACAUGUCUAGGUCGUCGUCACGGGAGAGGCUGGCCGAUGUGCGGCGAGCAUUCCUUUGGUUUGACGGCGGACGAGCAGCGGCGGGAGACGGCGACUCUGAUGAUGAUUUGUCUUUCGGCCUCGAGGAUGCCAUUUACGUUAAGAGGGAAGAUUGUUGAUUUGAGUUGUCAUUGCGUUUGUGUUUUAAUUUCCCCCCUACUUCCUUCUGUACAUUUUCCCCCCUUGAAUCCGUGUCUUCAAAUUUUCUUUUUCGUGUUUAUAUUUUGAUUCCCCUAUUUCUUCUUUUGUGUUGAUUAAGGUUGUGUUUUGGGGAAUGGAAAAUUGGGGGGAAAGUUCAGGGGGAAGAAAGGGAAGGAGGAGGAGGAGGAGGAGGAAGAAGAAGAGUGGAAGGGUUUUAUUUGAGCGGUGAUGAAUCGGUUUGCCGGGAAUAGAGAUUUGAGGG